UGUGGUAGUAAUUGUGGUUUUAUGCCGGUAAAUAUUGUGAUCUGUAAAAAUGAUUCACAUAAAUUAGAAGGAAUUAUUUCCUGAAAGAACUACGUAGAGUUGGAAGAAAGUUCUACGUUGUAGCCAUCUUUAGUCCAUAAUUGAUCAGAAAGGAGACAAGGAAAGGGAAAUUCGCUUGACUUUUGAUUAUAUCUUGAUUAUAGCGUAAGAUUGAUUAUAUCUCUUUUCCUGAUUAUUUCGCAUUUGUUGUAGACAUUGAAGGAAUAUUGAGAAAAGAUGACAUUUGGAAUUAAUCUUACAGAAGAAGAAAAGACUGCCAUUGAAGAGUUGAAAAGAAGAACAAUAAAUGAUAUUACUCCAAAGAUGCGUCAAGAUGAGACUUUAUAUUACAGAUUUCUUAAAGCUCGUGACUUCAAUUUACAGAAGAGUGAAGACAUGUUAAGGAAACAUAUUGUUUGGAGGAAAGAAUUCCAAUUGGAUACAAUUUUGACAGAUUAUAAACCUCCAGAAGUACUGGUGAAAUAUCUUCCAGUAUCCUUGGUUGGAUAUGAUAAAGAAGGCUCCCCAAUAAUUUACACUGAUAUGGCUGGUGAUCCAAAAGGUCUUAUAGGCUCUGCAAAGAAGACAGACCUUAUAAAAUGUGUCGUCAGAAUAUACGAAAAAGCUGUUGAAAGUAUGAGGAAACAAAGUGUGAAACAUGGGAAACCAGUAACAUCUAUGGUGCAAAUAUAUAAUUAUGCAAAUAUGACAUUCGCCAAGGCUACUAAUAGAAAAUCUAUAGAAAUGGUGAAAUUGGGAAUUGAUAUAUUUCAAGAUAACUAUCCAGAAAGACUAAAAAUCGUAUUUGACAUUAACACAUCAUUUUACUUCAGCCUAUUCUUUCCAAUCAUAAAAGUAGUUAUGGCACCAACAGUCUAUAACAAAAUUCACUUUUAUGGAGCAGAAAAAUGGAAGGAUGAUCUUCUUGAGAUUAUUGAUGCAGAUGCACUUCCUGCAUUUCUUGGUGGAAAUCGUACUGAUCCAAAUGGAGAUCCGAUGUGCAACAGCUUUAUAAUUCAUGCAAAAACAGUGCCUGAAAGUUACUAUCUAAAAAAAUCUGAGAAAAUUCUGUGCCAGACUCAAGGAGUAAAGAAAAUUAUUUUGACUCGAUUCUCGAAAGAAACCAUAAAUCUUGAAGUAAAGGAAGCUAAUUCUUUUCUGGAAUGGGAAUUUGAGACAAAAAAUAAAGACAUUGGAUUUGGUGUAUAUUUUAAGGAAAAUGACUCUAACAUUAUUGAACUUAUACCGAAACAAAGAAUUGAUACAUAUUACGGUCCAGAAACUGGAGUUUACAAAUGUGAAAAGCCUGGCACUUAUAUUGUUGCAUUUGAUAACUCUUAUAGCUGGCUAUAUCAAAAGGAAGUUUAUUACAAAAUUAGGAUGAUUGGCCCGAAUUCUGUUUAACAUCAUUAAAACAUCAAUCAGGAUGAAUUUUGAGUGCAAUAAUAUGUAAAUAUUUUAGUAUUUAAAUAAAAUUCCUGUAACAUGCCCAUCAAACCAUUCAGAGACCAGAAUGGGUGUAGAUACAGGGG
Argiope bruennichi is the source of this 1571-nucleotide messenger RNA. RefSeq names its product SEC14-like protein 2. NCBI's taxonomy places the organism in Eukaryota, Metazoa, Arthropoda, Arachnida, Araneae, Araneidae. The record is from RefSeq and is a predicted model, not a curated record. The transcript is spliced from 14 exons. Gene Ontology annotation, cellular component: cytoplasm. Bases 277 to 1443 code for a protein of 388 amino acids.